Messenger RNA from Benincasa hispida (wax gourd), 1617 nucleotides. RefSeq names its product Tetratricopeptide repeat (TPR)-like superfamily protein (gene NDP1). Gene Ontology annotation, molecular function: protein binding. NCBI's taxonomy places the organism in Eukaryota, Viridiplantae, Streptophyta, Magnoliopsida, Cucurbitales, Cucurbitaceae. Gene Ontology annotation, cellular component: mitochondrion. The record is from RefSeq and is a predicted model, not a curated record.
AAGGGCGUUAAAAAAAUUUCAUAUGUUUACUUUAGCUUUGAUUUCAAGCGCCGUCUCUCUCUCUCUCUCUCGCUUUGGUCGUUUCUAUGGAAGCUAUGAUUCGCGUCGCCAUUCAGCUGUCAAAAACCGCCGCCGCCGCCGUUCGAACUCCGAGAUUGGGCUCCAGCUCCUGUUUCUCUCUUCUUUCUCCUUCAUCAUCCUCAUGGUUAGCUUCACCUUGGAGAUCACUUCACGUUGGAAUGGACCGCCCAAAUGCAAGCCCGGUCACUCGUCAGAUGAUCAAUUAUGCUCUAUCUCACGCUAGGUCUCAGAAAUCAGAUGAAUCGUACGCACAAGGUCUUCUGGUUCUGGAGCAGUGCCUCUCUGCUCAGUCGAGUGAAGGCCAAGAUGCCGACAACUCAAGGGGAGCGGUAUUGCUUGCGAUGUCUGCCAUGUUUGCUGAAAGAGGUGAUAUUCACGAUGCUAUAGAUAAGCUUCAGCGAAUUGAGGAUUUAGCACAUUGUUCUCUAGAUAUUAGAGUGGCUGCUCUUGAAGCACUUGCUGGACUUCAUCUCGAAUUAGACCUGGACGAUUCUUCAUCCGCUAUCGCCGAUAAAUGCUUACAACUAUUUGAAAAUAGUGAACUCGCUGAUGAUGGAAAUUCUGAAGUUCUGAGAGCUCGUGUGAAAGCUGUAAAAGGGCUGGUUGAGCUUGUCAAAAAUAACCUUGAUGCAGUUGAAUCAUUAUUUGAAGGGUUUCAAACAAUUGAAAGAUGUGCUGGUAGUGCUGCUUUUGCAUACGGAGAAUUUUUAGUGGCUUCACAAAACUUUUCAUCUGCAAAAGAGGUGUACCAGAAAGUAAUUGAGUUGGGAUUAGAAGUCAAAGAUUCGAGUGAGCAAUGUGCAUUAGCUGGUGGUAAUAUGUCUCCAAUGGAUGUGUUAGUGGCUGCGACUUGUGCUUUAGGGCAGCUUGAGGGGAAUUUGGGGAAUUUUGCUGAAGCCGAGGAUAUACUGACAAAUGCAUUAACUAAAACAGAAGAACAUUUUGGGUCUCACCAUCCGAAGGUUGGCGUUGUCUUAACCUGCAUAGCACUCAUGUUUCGACACAAAGCAAUGAAGGAGCAUUCAAGUUCACUUUUGAUUCAAGAGGGACUUUGCAGGAGAGCAAUGGACUUGAUGAAAGUUUCACCGAAAGGCACGGGAGAACAAUUAAAGGUGGACAGACGUGACAUAGCAAUCAUAGCUGGAGGUGCGUAUGCGGAGAUACUCGACGUCCAACAGAAUAGAAAGGCUGAAGGAAAGAUGAUGAGGAACUGGGCAGAACUUGCUUGGAGGAACCGCAGGAUAUCACUGGAAGAAGUACUAGACAUAAGUCAGCCUCCAUCCAAGGUGCCUAUUAUUGAUACUCGAAUCUGUAGGCUUAUUUGAUUUGCAAUAUUCUCGAGUUCUGGUUAUUAGGUAUCCUUACAGAAGUCAAGAGAGUGAGCAUAUUCUCAACGGUGACAAUGUUAUGUAAUUACUUAUGAAGUACAAUAACUUGAAGAUUGUAGAAUUCUCUGGUACAGUUGAAAGUCCUGUAUUACAGUUACAAUUUCAUUGUUUUUGUUUUUUCAAUAAAAGAACACAAAGGAUCUCAAGA